UACAUCACCGGAAGCAUGGAGCCAAUCAAUAUAUUACCAAUGUUUUAAAAGUGAUCGUUAGAUUCCAGUUGUACGCGACCAGGCUCUGAGGCAAAACAGUCUAUCAUAAUUCAAUUUAGGGAUUGUUUGGCGAACUGCGCAAACGCGGUAUUAUGGAUAUUAUUAAAGCUGUCAAGUAAAGAGGCUUGUAUCUGUUGUAUGAGUACAGUAGCUAACGAAAGAUCAACCUCUGGAGGUUACGCUGUAGAUAGAGAAUGUGGUUGGCGUAUCGUCUGCUGUACUAUUCAUGUAUCUUGAGCGCCUUUCUCAUACAAACUAAAGCGCUCAGUACUGGUAAACAUACUAGUCAGCUGGCAAACGGUCGAGAGAUCGUAAACAUUACACAUCUAAUGGAAGGAUACGACAUCAGAUUAAGACCCGACUUUGGUGGUCCUGCGGUUAUGGUCGGCGUGGAUAUGGAAAUAGCAAGUAUUAACAGCUUCUCUGAAGUUAACAUGGAGUAUACGAUCACAAUGUAUUUCCGACAGUAUUGGCAAGAUAAACGAUUAUCAUACAGUAAGGAACUGGGUAAUAUAUCACUUGAUGGGAGACAAGCAGACAAUAUCUGGGUUCCAGACACUUAUUUUGUAAAUGAUAAACGAUCAUUUGUACACGAUAUCACGGUGAAAAAUCGUUUAAUUCGACUGCACUACGACGGAACAAUUUUAUACGGGUUAAGGAUAACAACUGUAGCUUCGUGUAUGAUGGAUUUGCAGCAUUAUCCGAUGGAUGAACAAAACUGUACAUUAGAAAUCGAAAGCUAUGGUUACACAACAGAAGAUAUCAUGUAUCGCUGGGAGUAUGGCGAUAGUUCUAUUGAGGGUACAGAGAAUAUCGACAUGGCUCAGUUUACACUCGUCGACUACAGCGUACAAGCAAAAGUUCAAAACUUUUCCACAGGUCAAUACCCCCGCCUGACGCUUAUUUUUCGGAUGCGAAGAAAUAUAAGUUUUUUCAUCCUUCAAACGUUUCUCCCAUCGAAUCUCAUCGUCAUAUUAUCAUGGGUUGCUUUUUGGAUAAACCACGAAGCCACCUCAGCAAGAGUUGCCCUCGGUAAGCGCCCUCUAUCGGUACAACCAACUCUGCUGCAUGAGCUUAAUAGUUGCCAUGGAAAUUUAUCAUGAGGUUUUCCCUUUGUGGCGGGGUCGUGGUGAAUCCAUAUUUACAACGGAUCGUUAUACUGUAGUUAAUCUGUGUUUGUUGUGUUAUAUGUUUGUUUUCAUAAUCAUGUGUUCAUCUGCAUUAACAUUCAUUUUAAUUUCAUAUGAAGUGAAGACCAGUAGACGCGCGAAAAACCAGGCGGAGCAGACUAUAUACAUCCCUGGAAAAAACCAAUUGCCACACGUGAUGAACGUAGUCCCACGCGAAGUCCUGUAACUAUAAAUAGUCUUAUAACUCAUUAUAUAACUUCACUGGCCAUCAAAUUAUCAAGUUAAUAUAAAGCAUACUAAUAAUUCACAAGGCAAGACAUUGAUUUAACUAAUUUUAGUAUUCAAAUGACACAUUGUUCAUUGCUUAUGAUUUUUGAUUGCUAACGUGAAAAUUAUAAUUAUAACCAAGUUUUGUCCAUUUAUUAGAAAGGGUAAACGCAACUGUCUUGUGGGUAUGGUAACACAGUAACUUAUAAUUUGACAGUUAUUCCUGAUAAUUAGUUUCAUACUACCAAGAAUUUUAUUUGGACAAUCUUUAGUCAAUGCUUGGAGAAAUUAAAUCGGCCAAGUGGUUUGUCUGAGGGAAGAUUCAAUAUCAAUUGAAAGAAACAAACUCUUGGUAAAUAAAUUAAAUUUCAUAAAUAAACUUAGGAUUCAAUAAGUCAGGAAAUAUGAUCCCUAGUCUUUAAGGACCUCUUCUUGUAAAGGAACAAUUGUAUAAUCACUUGUUAAUAAUAAAAAUUAAAAAAAAAAACUUAAGUGGGUCAAACCUUACGAACUGAAGUUUAAUAAUAUAUCAUUGCUUCAAGAAUAUAAGCCAAUUCGUAGUUAGAACCGCGCAUGCUCGUAUCAAGGUCAUUUGACAUAAACACCAUUACACAACAUAGGUUUAUAUCGACUAACCUCGAUUGACCUUGGAUACGAGCAUGCGCAGCUCCAACCACGAAUUUGCUUAUUACCCAGCAAACACAAAACGUUAUCACAAACGUUGUGAACGUUAUGGUUAGCUUACGAGCCGUUCUAAAAUACGUACUGUUGGAUAUACAAAAGGAGUGUUAACCAUUUUCGUGAUGAUUAAUGAGGGCGCACUCCAACCCUAAUUUUAAGGUCAGGCAAAUUCGAAUUUUAACUGGCAGAAUAAACACUUUGUAUACAAAAUCGUGUUUUGAAUACCAAACUGCAACGUUAUUAUAAAGUUGAAAUAGCGUAAAAAUGUCAGCUGGGUUAAAUUGAAUUUCUGAGGAACAUACUGUAACUUGAUGACUAAAAUAAUUCCAUCAUGCAUGAUCAUUCAACUGCUUCACAUCUUGCUGUAGGUGGCGCUCUGCAUGAGCAAUUAACAUAACGUUAGCUGUUAGCGUAGAUUUAACGAAUGACGUUUCAGAAUCGGCUUUGAUGACGACCUGAGACAUCUUAAUACAGUGUGUAUGCUUUGGUUUUCAUUUCAUAAACUGGACUCAUCAGUUAAGUAUUUUAAUGCAUCAUGUGUCUAUCUCAGUAAAACAUGGUUAAUGAUGUAUCAAUGUCUACAAAAUCUCAAAUUAUUGAUGCAUCAUUUUGUAUUUAAUUCGGUUUGUUGGCUGAUACCGUAAUAAAAUAGAGUUUGUUUUUCGUCAACCAUGUAAACUAAGUGCAUGAAAUCAUUCAUUCAUUGUCAUGGCUUGAUUUCAAAGUAUCUUCUCCGUAGAUAAUAGAGAGCUUUCGAUUGAACGAUGCGAUCUAGAACGUAAUGACGUCACUGAUAUUUGGUCUGCGCAUGCGAGAACGUUCUCCUCGCCGUGUGGAUUCUAGCACGCAAUGUGGCCAAAUCUA
This is a messenger RNA of Anneissia japonica, 3002 nucleotides long. Its product is annotated as gamma-aminobutyric acid receptor subunit beta-3-like. The transcript has 7 exons. Gene Ontology annotation, cellular component: membrane; neuron projection; GABA-A receptor complex. NCBI's taxonomy places the organism in Eukaryota, Metazoa, Echinodermata, Crinoidea, Comatulida, Comatulidae. Bases 255 to 1163 code for a protein of 302 amino acids. Gene Ontology annotation, molecular function: neurotransmitter receptor activity; extracellular ligand-gated monoatomic ion channel activity; GABA-A receptor activity. The record is from RefSeq and is a predicted model, not a curated record. Gene Ontology annotation, biological process: nervous system process; regulation of membrane potential; chemical synaptic transmission.